This is a messenger RNA of Priapulus caudatus, 3555 nucleotides long. Its product is annotated as protein unc-45 homolog B-like. NCBI's taxonomy places the organism in Eukaryota, Metazoa, Priapulida, Priapulimorpha, Priapulimorphida, Priapulidae. The record is from RefSeq and is a predicted model, not a curated record. Gene Ontology annotation, molecular function: Hsp90 protein binding.
ACAGACUGUUCUAGAGUUGUACCCAAAAUAGUGUUGUCGUUUCACGUGGUUCUUUGUCGUGUUUCUGAUCUCUGACUGCCUCCGAAUCGGAAUUGAACUAAGACCGAUAAUUUAACAUGGCAUCCACAGAGGCAAGUGAGGCUCUGCAGCGAAAGGAGGAAGGCAAUAAAUAUUUUCAGGCUGGCGACUACGCAAAGGCUGCUGAGUGCUACACGGCUGCCCUGAAGUUAUGUCCUGCCAGCGACAAGAAGGACCAUGCAGUAUUCUACAAGAACAGAGCAGCCUGCCACCUAAAGCUCGAGAACUGGCAGAAAGCUGCAGACGAUGCCACUGAAUCGAUCGAGAUCGUUCCGGCCGACAGCAAGGCGCGCUUCCGGCGCGCGCAGGCAUACGACCAUCUCGAGAAGUACGAUGUGGCAUUCAAGGACGCUCGCGCCGUCCUCCACCUCGACAAGAACAACAAGGCCGUCCUUCCCCUGCUGGAGAAGCUCAGUGCAAAAUUACAGGAGAAGAGUAAGGAACAGCACAGCACCAACAGCAGGGUGUCGCAGAUGCUACAGGCGUUAUUCGAUCCGAACGCUGACACGGAGAAAAGGUCGGCGGCGGCCAACAACCUCAUCGUGCUCGGCCGCGACGCUCCAGCCCAGCUUUUCCAGGGGGGAGGUGUGAAGAUGCUGUUGCCCGUGCUCGAGUGGAAGGAAGAGGAGUACGUUCUUGCAGUUCUACGCACGCUGGACGGCAUGUGUAUCAACAACCAGGAUCGAGCUAAGGUCAUAGUUGCUGAGGUCGGAUUCCCACGGCUGCAGCAGCAGCUAACGAGGAACUCAGAGGAGAUCUGCCUGGCGUCGGCCCAUCUCAUCCUCAAUGUUGUCUGUGCUCUCACAGGCCUGAACCGCGAGGCCGGCAAUAAGGUGGAGAUGGCAAAACUUAAUGCCAACAUCAAGAUGAUCGGAUCGAUCAUGAAGGCCAUCAUGCACAUCGUGACGGACGUGACGCUGUCGGGAUACGGCCGCGAUGCCGUCACCGACCUCAUACUGAAGCUGGUGCCACGCACCGGCGGCAUCGACUGGGUGCGCAGAUUUCUCGACGAUAAAGCAUGCUGGGAGAUGCUGAAGGUCGGAUCCUGCAUUCCGGAGAUGACGACGAUGCCCAUCACGUCGGAAACACGCGGCCACAUCGCGCUGGCGCUCAACAACAUCUACAUGGACCUGGAGAGUGACAGCGAGCGAGCGAUAUUCCGAACGCAGUGCGAAGACUACAUUAUGGUGCUGAUAGAUGACCCAUCCCAUGAGUCUAAAGUCAAGUGUGUUAUUGCCAUCACAACACUACUACAGGGUCCGUUUGACGUAGGCAACAGCAUUCUUGGAACUAAAGGCAUGCUUGAGAUCAUGCUCGUUAUGGCUGGAUCAGAUGACGUGCUGCAACAGCAAGUAUCGGUGGAGGCUAUCAUCCAGGCAUCAACGAAAGCAGAUAAGAGUGCGGCCAUCAUAUCUCAGGGAACACCCAUUCUGAAGAAGCUGUAUCAGUCGAAAAAUGAGAACAUCAAAGUCCGGGCCCUUGCGGCUCUGUGUAAGGCUGGUUCAUCCGGUGGCACCGAUGCAUCGGCAAAAGCCAUGUCAGAAGGCAGCACUAUAAAGUUAGCGGACUCCUGUUUGAAAUUCUUGCGAAGCUCGAAGAAAGACAUGGUCAUCCGUAAGUUUGCGGCCGAAGGUUUGGCCUACUUGACACUGGAUGCUGAGGUGAAGGAAAAGGUCUCUGAGGAUGAAGAGGCUCUCAAGUCUAUCAUUGAACUGGGCAAGGGAAGAUGUACUGGAUGAGAAGGAGUACGUGGACAAGCGCGUCUCCAUCUUGGUCAAGUGCGGAAUAGUGAGCUCUCUUGUGGGAAUGUGCAAGAAGACAAAGAGUCAGACAACUAAUGAACUAAUAGCCAGGGUGUUCUUCACAAUAGCAGAAAACAAGGAACAUAGAGGGUAUCUAGUGCAGCAAGGUGGGGCAAAGGCAUUACUGCCACUAACAAAAGAUAACACAUCGGAGGGAAAGAAGUUUGCUGCUCAUGGACUGGCAAGAAUCGGCAUAACGACCAACCCUGAAAAUGCGUUUCCUGGGCAGAGGGCAUGUGAAGUCGUGCGUCCACUCAUUGGCCUGCUGCACCCAGACCACACUGGACUCGCUAACUUUGAGGCACUGAUGGCUCUCACCAACCUGGCUGCCCUCAGCGCAAGCGUUAGGCAAAAGAUACUGAAGGAAGAAGGCUUCUCAAAGAUCGAGCACUGGUGUUUUGAGGAGCACGAGUUGAUCAGGCGGGCGGCCACACAGUGCAUGCUGAACCUGAUGCAGUGCAAAGAGGUCGAGGAAAUCUUCCUGAAGCCUGGCAGUGACCGUUUCAAGCUCAUGCUGCUCUAUGCUGGUGAGUUUGAGGACGACGUGGAGCUAGCGCUGGCUGGAGCCGCCAUCAUCGCAAUGCUAACGACCGACGAGAGAUGCAUCGAGAAGGUCAAGGAGGUGAAGUCCUGGCUGACCAUUCUCAGCUCCAUGAGCAUGCAGGUGCACACGGAGCUUCAGUACCGCGGGCUUCUCAUCCUUGCAAACAUCAUUGAACAGGACAGAGACUUGGCCAAUGAAGUGACCGAGGGACAGAUGUUGGAUGUUCUGAUGGCACUCACGCAGCAAGACGACUUCAUGCGUGCUAAGGCGAAGGAGCAGGCCGUAAGGGCGCUAGCUGCUGCCCAGAAGUGGGAGCUCAUCCAGAAAAACCCGGACGCCGAAUAGAGGGCGUGGGCGCGCGCUGCGUUCGAUGUGCUCGUCCAUUCCGCGGCACGGAUACUAACGUCCCUUGUUUCGUUCCCCCUUCGAUCGAUGGAACACAGAGCAGAUGAAGUCGGGGACGAUGUGCGCAGGAGUUAUUCGUUAGGGGGGUGCAGGUGAGAUCAGUGAGGAUUGGAUGAAGCAGUUGUUCCUGUGGCCGAUCUCAGUGGUGCUAGUGAUAUUGUAUAGGUGAAAACCCGUGCGUGCUGUUUACAGAGCGAGUGCCUCGUUUUAAUAAGAGGAUUCGACAACAGGAGGAAUGGUUUUCAGGAUAAUGUGCCAAAUGGAACGACGAAGCUUGUGUGUGAAAAUCGAGACCAGAGACCAAAAUCGUACUUUUUUUCACGUUCCAAUAGCGGUCCAAAAGCUGUAAACUCUAGCAUGACCACGUUUCUAUAAAUUAGUGAGGUAGACGUGGUUAAAGAUUGAUCAUUCACGUGGCUUAUACACGUACGUGGCCGUGCUUGACAGAAUCGCUUGUCAACUGUGAGAAAUUGCAGCCAAGGCAUUUUCUAGCUAUUUUAUAUUAACCUGGAUAAACAACACCUAAAUAAUCAUGUGUAAUUCUGUCCCCUGAGAUUUUUUCCUGUACAAUGUAUUUAUUUGCUGAAUUUCUGUCAUUUGUAAUUUAAUUUGUGUCCUAGUGUUUAUGAUAUAAAUAACCGUGACAUGAAAUCCAAUACAAAAACGCAUAAUGCAAAUUAGCAGUGAUUUUAUUUAUUAAACCAAUAUCUGUUUCUGACUUCCAAA